AUGUAAUUCUCUUUUUUGUGUAUUUCAUGCGAUUUUAAAUCAAAUGUGGUACAAAUUUGGUACAGAUUUUGGGUACAGAUUUUUCGAAUGUCUGUGUUGUGAUGGAUAGAGUAAGGAUAUUAAUAAAUAGUUGUACAUUGUUAAAUGAAUAAAUGACUAUCAAUAAAUAAUCGUGAACAUGCUUUGUGUAAAUUAAUAUGACAAAGAAACCCUUGAAAAUCGUUAUUAAACUAAGUAUGCUUUGAAACUUGGAAAAAUGAUCAGUCUUUCAACGAUUCUGAAGCAGCAACGACGUGUCAGUAAGGAAGAAGAAAAGCAGACAAGUUGAGAAUCGGUCGAACUGAAGCGACGCAGAUCAGAAGCAAAACCAACGUGUCCAGGAGAAAGGAGAACUGGAGAAACGGUCGAGUCGAAGCUGAUCAAGGGACACAAAAUGGAAGCCCUGGAUACCCCCGAACUCAACAAUGGCGCAGCCGAGUCUUCCAACGAUGGGAAUGUGAAGAUGACUGAGCUGGAACUCCUGAAAGAAUUGAAGGCAUUGCGGAACGAAAAUGCGAAGUUGAAGUCGAGAGCAAAUCGGACAACGAGUGACGAGAACGUUCGAGCCGGAUCACUGAUGGUAGCGCCGGAAAACGUGGUGGAUAUUCGUCCGGCUUCAAUCAUAAUUGACUCAGUGGAUGAAGGCGCUCGUGCAAAACCACAGCUGCAGCGAGAUGAUCAGAACCAACAAGCAACUACCGUUCGACCGGAUGUAUCGUCUUCACCCGCCAGCGGAAUGUCUCUCAGCGCUUUGGGCAUCCCGGAGUGUCUUCCUACGGACGGGGAUUCGGAGAUAGACAGGAAGUCAUACGAACAUUGGAAGAAGAUAUUCGAGGCCUCAAUGGAUUUGAUGAGAUCUGUGGAUGAGAAUACCAGGUUCAGCAUUUUUAAAAUCAAAGCUGGUGUUAAGUUGUUGGAAGUGUACGAUAGUACAGCAACUACGUCAGGAAUGCCGGAUGAAAAAGACGAGCCGUACUCCAACGCUAUCGCCCGUUUGAACGAAUAUUACGGGUCGAGAACCUAUAUGCUGACCCAAAGAAGCAAAUUGAUCAACAUGGUUCAAAGGAAAGAUGAAGACAGUGUGCAAUUUGUGCGGCGAGUCGGAGCAGCUACCAAACUAUGUGGAUAUCAUGAAGAUGAAGAAAUGGAGGCAAUAGUGCGGACUAUAACGAAAGGAACACUCGACAAUCGCGUUCGUAAGCUUGCACACAGGAAUUGGACGCGCCAAGGCUCUCUCAAGGAAUUGAUUGAUGCGGUUCGUGAUUCCGAAAUAGAAAGGUAUAAUGAGGAGGAAUUUGUGAGAUCCCAGCAGCCCAAAUCCGAAUCGGUUCCUAGACCGGCCGUACUUGCAGCAGUUGAACGUUAUCCAAAUCAACGAGGUUUUCGUCCAGAAGGAUAUAAUGGUGGUAAGCUGAGUUGGAGCCAAGACGGAAGGCACGGCGGUCCGAUCAGAGUUAGAAGAGGAAACAGUUAUAGAAGUUUUGGUAGUCAUAGUGGUUCCGCUUCUGAUGCUGAUCGAUGCUGGAGGUGCAGCAGCGUGUACCAUUCGGCCGCCAAAUGUCCAAUGACAAGGUUUGUCACAAGUGCCAGAUGAAAGGUCACAUUGCUCGUAUGUGCACACGGGACUCCGGAGACAGAGGAAUCAAGAGACGUGUUAAGACCGAACAAACAUCCAACUCCCAGUUGAACGAACCCCGGAGGAUCGCUAUGGUUAGCGGGCAAGCUGAGGAUGAUGGCGAGAAAGAAUCAAAGGUAUUUUCCGAUAAUGAUUUAAACAUUUAGACGAAGCAUUUCCUCAUUCAUUGAUAGUUUGAUGGUUUAUAUUUGUUCAUUGUUAAUUGUUAAUUGAAUUUUUAAUAAUUAAAACAAAAAUUUUAUUGUAGUAAUGUUUUAAAGGCUCCACCCCAUUACCCCGAACGCCAUUACCCCGAACGCCACUACCCCGAAUGCCAUUACCCCGAAUAGGCCACUACCCAGAAAGCCAUUACCCCGAAUGGGUCAUUACCCCGAAAGCCAUUUCCCCGAAAGCCAUCACCCCGAAAGCCACUACCCCGAAAGGGCCAUUACCCCGAAUUGUUCAGGAGAUCACCAAAAAAGUGGUGACCGAUUAGAAGUUGAUAAAGGUGGUUAAAGGGGUCUCCAGUUAGCCUAGUGGUUAAGGCUAUGGAUCACCAAUCCGGAGACGGCGGGUUCGAUUCCCGUUCCGGUCGGGGAAAUUUUCUCGACUCCCUGAGCAUAGUGUAUCAUUGUACUUGCCUCACAUAGCAUAGCAUAGCAUAGCAUGAAUACUUGCACAAAUCUUGGAUGGAGUUGCAAAGUUGAAUAUUUCCAUUGACAUUGCUGAUGUCGCUACUAUCUUCAAUGUCAUAGAUUCACUCAACUCCACACACCUGGCCAAGUCCUUGCAAGCAUUUAUAAAUCCCUUCAUCAACUUAGAAAGAGCCCAGAACUGAAGCAUCUUCCAAUAGAUGAAAGGAUGUUGAAAAUAGCGAAUUUUCAACUUAUAUGCAGUUAAAUAUACUGAAAUAGAAUUAUUUAUAAAUAAAUAAUAUUGGAAAGAUCUCACCAAUUGUUGUGGGGGUUUUGUGGUUCAAUACCGAUCAUCUAAUUGUUUUGAUUAAUGUUCUUCUCUGUAAAGAACAACACAAUACUCAGCAAAGAACAACACA
Messenger RNA from Aedes albopictus (Asian tiger mosquito), 2708 nucleotides. RefSeq lists its product as uncharacterized. Lineage: Eukaryota; Metazoa; Arthropoda; Insecta; Diptera; Culicidae. The record is from RefSeq and is a predicted model, not a curated record. The coding region runs from base 434 to 1633 and encodes 399 amino acids. The transcript has 3 exons.